UUAUCUCUGGUUGUUAUGUGAACUGUUACAAUAGCGAUUAGUAUUGAGUUUGAGUGAAGAUGGCGAAGAGGCUGGAUAUAAUUAUUUUUGGUGCCACUGGCUACACUGGUAAAGUGGCUGUGGAAAAGAUUCUGACUCUGGCCAACAGUAGUGAUAGCCUAACCUGGGGGAUUGCUGGACGCAACGAAGCCAAGCUGAAGGAAGUACUGAAAGAAGUGGGCGAAAAGAUUGGCAAGGAUCUGAGCAAAAUAGAUAUAUUUGUUGCCAGUGUUGACGAUGAUUUGUCAAUGAAGAACAUGACCAGGCAGUGCAAAGUGCUGGUAAACUGUGUCGGUCCAUACCGGCAUUGUGGAGAACAGGCGGUCAAAUCCUGCAUAGAAACCGGAACGCACCAUGUGGACGUCAGUGGCGAGCCUGAGUACAUGGAGCGCAUGCAGCUUCUGUACCACAAGCAAGCAGAGGAGAAGGGCAUCUACAUUGUCAGUGCGUGUGGCUUUGACAGCAUUCCAGCAGAAAUCGGCUGUCUGCACUUUAUGCAGCAGUUUGAAGGGGAUGUCUGCUCAGUGGAGUCGUUCCUGCAGAUGAGAAACAAGAAGAAGCAACAGGGCCCCGCCAUUAACUACGCAACCUGGGAAUGCAUGGUGCAUGGACUGGCGAACGCCAAGGACUUGCGUCCCAUCAGGAAGCAGCUCUUUCCCAACCGACCACCGGUGUUGACCCCGAAGCAGAAGCCACGGGGCAGCGUCUUCAGCAAUCCUGUCGGUGAUGGGUGGUGCAUGCCUUUCCUGGGCUCUGACCAGUCUGUGAUGCGUCGCUCGCAGUACCACUUUAAUAGUGAGAAGGGCUGGCGUCCGGUGCAGGUCCAGUGCUACUUUUCAGUUGCCUCGUUCUCCACCGUCUUGACCUGCAUAAUAAUCGGAUUUCUCUUCAGCAUUCUAACCAAGUACAAAUGGGGUCAGAACCUACUGCUGAAGCACCCCAAGUUGUUCAGCUUUGGCUUUGUUGGCGCUAAGGGAGAAGGACCUAACGAGGAAAGCCGAAAGAAUACGGAAUUCAACAUCACUUUUGUUGGCGAUGGCUGGAGCGCAAAGAAAACUGAAGGGCAGCAACAAACAACUCUACCGGACACUAGAGUCACGACUAGAAUUUCAGGCAUGGAUCCAGCAUAUGGAUUAGCAGCAAUCGGCGUUUUGGUGUGUGCUACCACAAUUCUGAAGGAAGCAAACAGUAUGCCUGGAAGAGGUGGCGUGUAUCCACCUGGGGCAGCAUUUAUUGAUACAUCUCUCAUGGCAGAGCUACAAGCAAAUGGUGUCAAAUUUGAAGUUGUCGAGAAGAAAAAGCUCCCAAAUAAUAAACUGUGAUGAGACUACAUUA
This is a messenger RNA of Cloeon dipterum, 1374 nucleotides long. Its product is annotated as saccharopine dehydrogenase-like oxidoreductase. The record is from RefSeq and is a predicted model, not a curated record. Gene Ontology annotation, biological process: glycolipid biosynthetic process. Bases 60 to 1361 code for a protein of 433 amino acids. Gene Ontology annotation, cellular component: mitochondrion; lipid droplet; plasma membrane. NCBI's taxonomy places the organism in Eukaryota, Metazoa, Arthropoda, Insecta, Ephemeroptera, Baetidae. The transcript has 7 exons.